Messenger RNA from Ahaetulla prasina, 4524 nucleotides. RefSeq names its product semaphorin 3A (gene SEMA3A). The coding region runs from base 196 to 2517 and encodes 773 amino acids. The transcript is spliced from 17 exons. NCBI's taxonomy places the organism in Eukaryota, Metazoa, Chordata, Lepidosauria, Squamata, Colubridae. Gene Ontology annotation, molecular function: semaphorin receptor binding; chemorepellent activity; neuropilin binding. The record is from RefSeq and is a predicted model, not a curated record. Gene Ontology annotation, biological process: positive regulation of neuron migration; neural crest cell migration; motor neuron axon guidance.
CCCGGGACUGCGGGGAAGGCAGGCGGGCGGCGGCGGCGGCGAGGAUGGUCCGGACCUGAGCGCGCCUCCGUCCUCCGGCGCUCCCCUGGCCGGCUCACCUGUUACCUGCUCGCCUUUGUGGGCGCUUGGCAGAAGUUUUCGGCUUUCGGCCCGGCUUUCGGCCGCGGGGCGACGGACAGCAGCCUCCGCCUCACCAUGGGCCGGGCCGCCCAGGUGGCCUCGCUGCUCGUGGGACUAGUAAUGCUGGCCGGCCGGGAGCGCAGCCAGGCGGCCAAGAAAAAUGUGCCGCGGCUGAAAUUAUCCUAUAAAGAAAUGUAUGAAUCCAGCAAUAUAGCUACUUUCCAAGGACUGGUCAAUAGUUCUAGUUACCACACAUUCCUUUUGGAUGAGGAACGGAGUAGACUCUACGUAGGAGCAAAAGACCACAUAUUUUCUUUCAACCUAGUCAACUUCAAGGAUUUUCAAACGAUUGCCUGGCCUGUCUCUCAUAGUCGGCGGGAUGAAUGCAAGUGGGCUGGAAAAGAUGUUAUGAAAGAGUGUGCUAACUUCAUCAAGGUCCUGAAAGCUUACAACCAGACCCAUUUGUACGUCUGUGGAACUGGAGCUUUCCAUCCUAUGUGCACAUACAUUGAAGUUGGAGGACAUCCUGAGGACAACAUUUUCAAACUGGAAGAUUCACAUUUUGAAAACGGCAGAGGAAAAAGCCCUUAUGACCCCAAACUUCUGACAGCUUCUCUUUUAAUAGAUGGUGAGCUUUACUCAGGAACAGCAGCAGACUUUAUGGGGAGAGAUUUUGCCAUCUUCCGCACUCUGGGGCAUCACCACCCGAUCCGGACUGAGCAGCACGAUUCCCGGUGGCUUAACGAUCCCAGGUUUAUUACUGCUCAUUUGAUCCCUGAAAGUGACAAUCCAGAAGAUGACAAGAUAUAUUUUUUCUUUCGAGAAAAUGCAAUUGAUGGGGAGCAUUCUGGGAAAGCCACGCAUGCCAGAAUAGGACAGAUCUGCAAGAAUGACUUUGGUGGACACAGAAGCCUUGUCAACAAGUGGACAACUUUUUUGAAAGCACGGUUAAUGUGUUCUGUGCCAGGACCUAAUGGCAUCGACACCCAUUUCGAUGAACUCCAGGAUGUGUUUCUAAUGAAGUCAAAAGAUCCUAAAAACCCAAUCAUCUAUGCAGUAUUUACCACUUCCAGCAAUAUCUUCAAGGGCUCAGCUGUUUGUAUGUACAGCAUGGCUGAUGUGAGGCGGGUGUUCCUGGGUCCCUACGCUCACAGAGACGGUCCCAACUACCAGUGGGUCCCCUACCAAGGAAGGGUGCCGUACCCUCGGCCAGGAACCUGUCCAAGUAAGACUUUUGGAGGCUUUGACUCAACCAAGGACCUACCUGAUGAAGUCAUCACCUUUGCAAGAAGCCACCCAGCGAUGUACAACCCCGUAUUUCCUAUUAAUAACCGGCCCAUUAUGAUUAAGACAGAUUUGGACUAUCAGUUCACACAAAUCGUGGUGGAUCGGGUAGACGCAGAAGAUGGCCAGUACGACGUCAUGUUCAUUGGCACAGAUAUUGGGACCGUUUUGAAAGUGGUUUCUAUCCCAAAGGAAACCUGGCAUGAUCUGGAGGAAGUGUUACUGGAAGAGAUCACCGUCUUUCGGGAACCCACACCUAUUUCAGCCAUGAAGAUUUCCACGAAGCAGCAACAGCUCUACAUCGGCUCAGCGGUCGGAGUCUCCCAGCUUCCUCUGCACCGCUGUGACGUCUACGGGAAAGCCUGCGCGGAGUGCUGCCUGGCCAGGGACCCCUAUUGUGCUUGGGACGGGGCUUCCUGCUCCCGCUACUUUCCCACUGCCAAAAGGCGCACCAGACGACAGGACAUCCGAAAUGGAGACCCUCUCACUCACUGCUCAGACCUUCAACAUCCCGAUAACCCAAGCGGGACUGGGCUGGAAGAGAAGAUUAUCUACGGCGUAGAGAACAGCAGUACUUUCCUGGAGUGCAGCCCAAAAUCUCAACGUGCUCUGGUCUACUGGCAGUUUCAGAAGCAAAAUGAGGAUCGGAAAGAAGAGAUCAAAGUAAAUGACCGUUUGAUCCGGACAGAGCAAGGUCUUCUCCUUCGGAGCUUACAGAGGAAGGAUUCAGGGCUCUACUUCUGCUAUGCUGUGGAGCAUGGCUUCAUGCAAACCCUCCUCAAGGUCACCUUGGAGAUCAUAGACACGGAACACCUGGAAGAGCUUCUUCAUAAAGAAGAAGAAGGAGACAGUUCCAAGGUCAAGGAGGCCUCCAAUGGCAUGACUCCCAUCCAGAAAGUGUGGUAUAGAGACUUCAUGCAGCUCAUCAACCAUCCCAACCUAAACACAAUGGAUGAAUUCUGUGAGCAGGUAUGGAAACGGGACCGCAAACAACGCCGGCAAAGACCUGCUAAUGCCCAGGUGAACCCAAACAAAUGGAAGCAUCUACAGGAAAAUAAGAAAGGUAGGAAUAGAAGGACCCACGAGUUUGAGAGGGCACCACGAAGUGUCUGAGCGACAAUUACCUCCAAAAAAACCCUUUUAUCCAAGUAAAACCUUGCAUAACUGGAAAUGAGAUGCAAUACAGACAAAUGUUUUCUAUGGCAUUUACGUGGAUGUUUACAAAGAGCUGGGAAGCUUGAAUGAUUUCCGCUUGGUUGAAAAUGGGCCCCGUUUGCUGAAACAUUUUCCAUUGGGCUCGUCUCGUUGACCCCCGACAUUUCUGGAACGUAAGAUGACUCUGAAACCAGCGUAUGGUUUUGUGGUUUUGCAGUGAGAUGAACUUGCAUUUCUCUUUGGACUGAAGUAAAGAGGACUGUCAUGCUUCAUGCCGCCAUUUUCAAAAGGAAUUAUAAGGAAGAAAAAAUGCUCUCUGGGACUUCUCUUGAACUUGACUAAAGAACUGCAUGGAUUUUGGAAAGCUAAGGAACAGAACCUUCACACUUGGUUGUAUGCAAGACUUAUACACCCUUUUUGCCUACUAGUUCUCUUGUUUAUAAAUGUGCUGGAAGAAUGGAAUUAAUACUGUAUGCAAUUACUCAUUAGAGUCACAUGGACCCCAACCAAUAACUCCCUGAAGCCAUGGCAACAGCAGGUGGAUUAUUCUGGCCCUACUACUGAAGACUUUCCUAACCUUUGACUUAAAGAUGUAUUUUAUUAAACAACUAUUUAAAUAUACCACAACCAAUAUGCAGUCAAAGAUAGCUCUUUUGGGGGGGGGGAGAUAGAAUAGCUUUUUGUCUGAUAAUAUUAUGAUAUUCUAAUUUUUAUUUUAUUUUAUUUUUUAAUUAGGAAAAAAGCUCCAGGUUUACUUUUGCUCAGUUUUAAUUCCUUGUUUAUGAAAUUGAGUCAAACAAUAAGCAAACUCAACUAAACUGCAGGUGAUUUAUAUUAUAAGUACCUUUUAUCUAAUUUCUUAGCAGAGCUAUUCUGACAAGGGUUUUGCCUCAUGGAAUACUUCUCUUUCCUCGUUUCUCCCAUGUUCAUUCUGAGCUCCUUCAUCUUAUCAUAUGCUUUGAUACAAAGAGAAACAGAUUGAAACAAAUGAAGGGAAACUCAAAUGACUUAAGCUGUAUAUUUUCUUUUUUUUUUUAUUUUGGAAGACUGUGAAUAGCAUUAAAAUAGUUCUUCUGCUCAUGAUCUUAUUAUAUGGAUGGCAAAAAUAGAACACUCUCGGAUGAAAACUCCUUGAUUUGUUGACAUCUUAUAGCCGUGGCUUUCAGCUGGUCUAGAGAAGCAAAAUAUUCCUCAAUUGAUAGAGCACCAGACUUGCUUGCCCACAUUACAAAGCAGACAAUAGUGUGUCAUAUUUGCGAUAUGACACAAAUCCAAGUUAAUGCAUGAAAAUUUGAUCUGAAAUAAUAAUUGUAAAUGGGACACAUCCUAUGUGUUGGAAUGUAACAUGGAGUCAGGGGUGAAUUCCCUGAAAAUUAAAAAUCUGGAAACCAAGAAGUUAGCAAAACUAGGGUCCUGUCCAAGCUACCCUAAGAAAGCUACCCUGACGCGCAGUGUGUAAUUCACCUGCAGUGAAUUAAAAGCAUGUGAGAUUAGAAACUGCUGUAUUUCAUUGCUGGAUGCAAGGUUUCUCCUCUCUAUACUAUAAAUUCAUCAUGACUAAUAAAAAUUCCAUUGAUUUCAGUAGAUCCAAAUUUUGCUCAGUUUGGACCAAACCCAGUAUACUUUUUUCUCCUUGGGCAGCGUUUGCAUCUUCUCAAAAAAAAAAAAAAAAGGUUCCCAGAAUUUCAUACAUUUUAAAUACAGGAAGCAUCUGUAUUAAUGCUUGUUGGGAUGACUUAAAGUGUACUGAGAAUUUCAAAAGUUAUUAAGAUUUUGCCCUGAGCUUCUCAUGAUAGCAAAUGACUUACAUCAGCAGUUUUUGAACAGGAGGGCUAACUUUUACAAAUCUUGAUGUAUCUUCCAGUAAUGAGCUUUUUAAAAAAUGACAAAAUGCACCAUAUUUUUUAUUCUUCAGCAGGCAUUUUAAGUUGCAGUAAUUAAAUCUGAAUGUGAAUAUUAUUUCUU